Molecule: messenger RNA, 933 nt
Organism: Pocillopora meandrina
Lineage: Eukaryota; Metazoa; Cnidaria; Anthozoa; Scleractinia; Pocilloporidae
Source: the annotation of a GenBank genome assembly
AUGUCGCUUUUCACUCACAAAGAAGCGGCGGAAAUCAGCCUUCGCGUGGCCUUCUCGUUUCUUGUGCUAAUCACCCUCGUCGGUAACUCUCUGGUCUGUCUUGUUGUCCUGAGAAACCGGCUGAUGAGAAGCGCCAUGAACUAUUUGUUGGUGAAUCUCGCCUGCGCCGAUAUGGUGGUAGCUAUAUUUGGGAUCCCUCGAUAUAUCCCAAUUCACACGUACGAACACCCCAUGGGGCACACCGGGGACUACCUCUGCAAGUUCCUAACCGGAGGGAAUCUGGUAUGGACCGGGGGCGUGGUCUCGGUGGUAUCACUGAUUGCUGUUGCAGUUGAAAGAUAUUUUGCUGUGUUGUACCCACACGACGAGAAAAAACGCAUCACAAAGGCCAAACUCAAAUUCAUCAUACCUGCUUGUUGGCUGUUUUCAAUCUUCUGGAAUAUUCCAGUAUAUGUGUUGGUGAAAUACAACGAGGAUUUAGAUUUUUGCCUCGAGGAUUGGCCCUCUGGUUGGUAUUUGAAUGCUUAUAGCCUUGGAUGGCUCAUUGUAGUCGGAAUUUUACCGUUAUCUGUUAUGACCCUUCUUUACAGCCGAGUGGUUUUUAAACUCUGGAUCACAAAGUCACAACCGGUAGAGCAAUCACAGCGCGCCGUCAUCAAGUCACGCAAACGUGUCACGAAAAUGGUCUUGACCGUGACAGUUGUUUGCGCAGUAUGUUGGCUUCCCAAUCUCAUUGCCUAUGUUCUUGAUUUCUAUGGAUUAAACUCUCAAGGCGACAUAGUUCACACGACAACCGUUGUCCUAGUAACUUUAAACUCAGCUGUUAAUCCGAUCGUCUACUGUUUUCAGAGCAGACAGUUUAGGAGAUGUGUCAAGGUACUAUUGCUUUCUCCAUGUUCGAUGCGGCGAACUGCAACUGUAGGACCCGCCUAG